UAAGUUUUUCGUUUAUUCACUAUAAAUAUUGUGAAUCGGUACGUCACAAUCAACCUUUAUCUCAACAUAAUUAAUUUGAUAAUUUGUUGGUGGUAUCUCUGUCUAAGCAAGAAGAAUUUCAGUGAACGACCUUGCCUUCUGACGAAUGUCUGAGUAUUGGAAUUAAUUGUUGUUAUUCUAUAAAUAAAUAAAAACUUAUCAAGUUACGAAAAAAUUAUUCUGAGUAAUUAAUGAAAGUUUACAGUAUUACCUGUUUUUAAUAUUUAAAUAAAUAUUUGGAAAGUUGUUUGAAUAAAAAUUAAGUGAUAAACAAAACGUUGCUGUGAUAUAAAUCUAACAAAAAAAAAUUAAAUAAUGAAUUUUAACAAAAAAUAUUAAAAAGAAAAAAUAAUUACCACAAAAAAUGGAAUCAAAUCAAAAACCGUUAAAGGAAAAUCCUCGUGCCAAAGCAAAUAUUUUGUCAAUUUUAACAUUUUGGUGGACAAUAGACCUCUUUAAACUAGGUUAUCGUAAAGUUCUAGAGUUUGGUGAUCUCUUCAAGCCCCUCGACUAUGAUUGUUCCGAAGCAUUAGGAAAUCGCCUAGAAUAUAAUUGGUUCAAACAAGUAAAUAGCCCUGGAAGACCUUCGUUGGUCAAAGCGCUUGCACGAACAUUCUGGCGCGAAUAUACGGUGUUGGGAUUUGUGCAAGCUUUUAAUGAUUUGUUCAUCAGAAUUGCGCAGCCUUUAGUACUGGGACGACUUUUGUUGUAUUUUAGACAAGAACCUGCUAUAACAUCUGACGAAGCAAUCUACUAUGCCGUCGCACUGGUCGUCCUAAAUGCCUUGAGUGCAAUUUCCAUCAACCAGUACAUCCUUCACUCGUUCCAGAAUGGCAUGAAAGUUCGUAUCGCGGUUUGCAGUGCCGUUUAUCGCAAAGCCCUGCGUUUAUCAAGAACCGCUUUGGGAGACACGUCGCCCGGUAAAGUCGUGAACCUCUUAUCAAACGAUGUAAACCGUUUUGACAUCGUUUCCGUGUUCAUCCACUCGAUGUGGAGUGCUCCCUUAUUGACAUUCAUCGUCGGUUACUUGCUGUGGAUCGAAUCUGGAUGGGGAGGUCUCAUCGGUAUGUUUGUCAUUUUCAUUGUGACACCAAUUCAGGCAUACACGGGCAAACUUUCGUCCAAAUUUCGUCUCCAAACUGCCCUGAGAACGGAUGAACGGGUGCGUUUAAUGGACGAAAUCAUCUCCGGCAUACAAGUCAUCAAAUAUUACGCAUGGGAAGUACCGUUUGCGAAAUUAAUUCAACUCGCACGGAAGAUGGAGUUGAAAGUUGUGCGGAAAAACAGCUAUGUGAGAGCUCUUUAUAUGACAUUCAUGCUAUUUACCACGAGAAUGGCUCUUUUUGCGACCAUGUUAGCGAUCGUUGUGCUCGGAGACGAACUUACGGCAUCAAAAGUUUACGUGACAGCUGCUUAUUAUGGCAUUAUUGCAAGUACAAUGUCCCAAAUGUGGGUCCGAGGCAUUGCCGAGAUCGCAGAAGCUUUCGUCUCGCUUCGUAGAAUCCGAAAAUUCUUGGAAUACGAGGAAGAGGAGAACGAAAGGAUCAAAUACAACCAAAAAUAUGUCAAAGAAAUCAAAACAAAUGGAGAUAUUAAGAUCAAGGACAGUAAAAAUGGCGAUGCUGACCUUCCGCCGAAAAUCGCGCUUCAAUUAAGGAACGUUACUGCCAAAUGGGAUGCCGUCAAAGAACAAGGCGUCAUCAUCAAAUCGAAAAAAAUUAAAAUUCUCGACCCAGUGGCGGAUGAUGAGACCCGUUUGACGCUCGACAACAUCAAUCUCGACGUCAAAAGUGGCAAACUCAUCGGAAUUGUGGGUCCCGUGGGCUCUGGCAAAAGUAGUUUACUCCAAGCGAUUCUCCGAGAACUCCCUUUGCGAUCAGGAUCGAUUUCGUAUUCCGGUUCCAUCAGUUACGCCAGUCAAGAAGCGUGGAUUUUCGCAGCUACCGUACGUCAAAACAUCCUUUUCGGUCAGGAAAUGAACAAGGAACGCUACGACGCCGUCGUCAAAGUCUGUGCCCUGGUCAAAGAUUUCGAGCAACUUCCGUGCGGCGACUUGACGAUCGUUGGCGAACGUGGCACUGCGCUGUCUGGCGGUCAAAAAGCACGAAUUUCACUUGCACGUGCCGUUUAUCGGAAAGCUGACAUUUAUUUGCUGGAUGAUCCGUUAUCGGCGGUCGAUGCGCACGUUGGACGACACUUGUUCGAGGAGUGUAUCGGGCACAAAGGUCGCUUGGGGAAGCAAAAAGCAACACGAAUUUUGGUGACGCAUCAAGUGCAUUACUUGAAAGAUGCGGAUUUUGUGGUUGUUUUGAAGGACGGCAAGAUUGAACAUAUGGGAUCGCCUCAGGAACUCUCGAAAAUGGGAAUAGAUUUCUCGAAAAUGCUCGAAUCCGACGAAUAUCGCGACGUUAAUUCCGAAGUUGAUGAGCAAUCGAAACAGGGAUCUCGUGCGGGAAGUCGCAGCAGAAAAAGUUCCGUGAGUUCGACGGGUUCGCAGAGUUUGGGGUCGUCAGAUGGCAGUGACGAUGAAGACGAAAAGGACGAAGAAAAGGGAAAACAACAAAAUAAUUUGGAGGAAAGUAGCAAAGGAAAAGUCAAAAGCGUUUUUACGAAAUAUUUGAGGGCGGGAUCGCAUCCCGUGCUGUUUGUCGGCAUUUUUGCGCUUUUCUUCUUGACUCAAGCAAUUGCCAGUUCGAUCGAUUGGUGGACCAGUUAUUGGACGUCGCAAGAAGAAUGGCGUGGAUACUUGAAACAAAAUGAAACGGAAGACUUGGUCAUGAAUGGCGGCGAGGAAGAUGUCACGUUACCCCCUCCUUACGCGAAUUAUUUCAUAAAUAUCUUCAGUGGAUCGAUUGCGGCGUUAUUUAAUGAGCCGCAACCGUUGAGCAGUAGAGUUUGUGCCAUCAUUCACGGGUCGUUGCUUGGAGGACUUUUCUUUUUCGCCAUCACGCGAUCGAUUGCUUUCUACAGAUCUGCCGUUAGAUCGUCUCAAAAGUUGCAUGAUGAAAUGUUUGAAGGAGUUGUUGGUGCCCCGAUGAGAUUUUUCGAUACGAAUCCCAGUGGAAGGAUUUUGAAUCGUUUCUCCAAGGAUUGUGGCGCCGUUGACGAAUUCCUCCCGAAAGCAAUCCUCGAUGCGGGUCAAAUUCUCCUCAACAUGGUUGGAGCGAUCGUUGUCACUGCAUUCGUCAACUACCUCUACAUGAUCCCGAUUGUCAUUCUUGGCGUUAUCUUCCAGGUCAUUCGUAAAAUUUACCUGAAAACAUCGAAAAACAUCAAACGCCUGGAAAGUAUUUGCCGUUCGCCAGUUUUUACGCAUCUUGCCGCCACUUUGAAUGGACUGCCAACAAUUCGAGCGUUUUCCGCGCAAAAUGCAUUGACACAGGAGUUUGACGAUUUGCAAGAUGUUCACACAGCGGCAUGGUACAUGUUCAUAACGACAUCAACAGCUUUUGGUUUCUGCUUGGAUAUCAUGUGCAUGAUAUUUUUCGCGAUUGUGACCUUGAGUUUUCUCGUGUUACCAAAGGGCGGAGAUCAAGUUGGCUUAGCAAUUACUCAAGUUAUGGCUUUAACAGGAAUGGUUCAGUGGGGCGUGCGUCAAAGUGCUGAAGUCGCCAAUCAAUUGAUGUCCGUGGAACGAAUUAUUGAGUACAAAACGAUACCAAAAGAGAAACAACCCGAAAAAGCAGUGGAAGUAGCAAAAGAAUGGCCCACGGAGGGAAAUAUAAAAUUCAAAAAAGUCAGUUAUCGGUACCAUGAAGAAGGAGAUUUCGUUCUCAAGGAUUUGGAGUUCGAAGUAAAAUCCGGUGAAAAGAUCGGAAUCGUUGGUCGCACAGGGGCCGGCAAAAGUUCGUUAAUCGGAGUCCUGUUCCGCAUCGCCAUCGUUGACGGUGAAGUCAUCAUCGAUGACAUCGACACAUCCCGAAUUCCCCUCACCAACUUGCGACAAAAGAUUUCCAUCAUUCCGCAAGAUCCCGUUCUCUUUUCCGGCACGUUGCGUCGUAACCUGGAUCCUUUCGAGGAAUAUCAAGACUCGAAUUUGUGGAAAGCCUUAGAGGAAGUCGAAUUGAAGGACAUUGCGAGUGGUCCGUUGGGGCUUCAAACAGCAGUUGCCGCUGGCGGAAGCAAUUUCAGUGUUGGUCAACGACAAUUAUUGUGCCUGGCACGUGCGAUUUUGAGAAAUAACCGGAUUUUGGUAUUGGAUGAGGCAACAGCGAACGUCGAUCCCCACACUGAUGAAUUGAUCCAACUGACAAUCCGACGACAAUUCGCUCAUUGUACGGUAUUAACGGUCGCUCACAGACUUCAUACGAUCAUGGAUAGCGAUCGAGUGUUGGUUAUGGAUGCAGGACGAGCCGAAGAAUUUGGUCCCCCGCAUGAGAUUUUGCAAUUACCGGCGGGUAUUUUCAGAGAAAUGGUUGAAUCGACAGGUCCCCAAGAAAGUGGAAAAUUGAUGCAAAUCGCAAAAGAAAAGUACGAAAGUCGACAAUAAAUCGUCUUAGGAGUCAAAUAUUUAGUUACCUACUUCAAAUAUUCAGUAGUAUUAAUUUUUUUAAACGUAAGAAAUCGCCGAACGAACUUAUUUGUUCCGUAAAUUAAGUGUCUUCAACGUUGUUUGUACAAAAU
Culicoides brevitarsis is the source of this 4662-nucleotide messenger RNA. Its product is annotated as ATP-binding cassette sub-family C member 4-like. Lineage: Eukaryota; Metazoa; Arthropoda; Insecta; Diptera; Ceratopogonidae. The record is from RefSeq and is a predicted model, not a curated record. The transcript has 8 exons. Gene Ontology annotation, biological process: transmembrane transport. The coding region runs from base 404 to 4528 and encodes 1374 amino acids. Gene Ontology annotation, molecular function: ABC-type transporter activity; ATP binding; ATP hydrolysis activity. Gene Ontology annotation, cellular component: membrane.